Taeniopygia guttata (zebra finch) is the source of this 844-nucleotide messenger RNA. It is a transcript of the gene TMEM250, whose product is annotated as transmembrane protein 250. NCBI's taxonomy places the organism in Eukaryota, Metazoa, Chordata, Aves, Passeriformes, Estrildidae. The record is from RefSeq and is a predicted model, not a curated record.
CGCCGCUCCCCGCCCGCCGCCGCCGGAACCGGAGGAACCGGGGCCGCCCCCGCACAUGCGCAGAGCGGGCGCCCGGCGGCCCGGGCCUCGCUCCGCCCGGGCCCGGCGCGGCCAUGGGCACCACGAUCAGCUCCUGUGCAGAGAGUUGUGAGUUUAUGAAGCACCUCAGCAGUUUCUGUCACUCUUCCUAGAAGGUGUCACAGGAAAACUUCGCUCUUUUGUUCCAAGAACUCAGUGGCAUCCCAGAACGGCGACGACCUGGAUGGCAGCACCCCUAAAAUGUGCGUCCCUCGGCGGCCGCCCAGCGCGGGGAUAGCGGUGCCCGGCCGGCUGCGUGGCGCUGCCAUCUGAUAUGUGCCCGGCGGCCUGGGGCCUGGCGCGGGCUGCGCGGGGCCGGGCCCGAUGCCGGUGAUCCCCAUUCCCCGGCGGGUGCGCUCGUUCCACGGCCCGCACACCACCUGCCUGCACUCGGCCUGCGGCCCCGUGCGCACCACGCACCUGGUGCGCACCAAGUACAACAACUUCGACAUCUAUCUCAAAUCGCGAUGGAUGUACGGCUUCAUCCGCUUCCUGCUCUACUUCAGCUGCAGCCUCUUCACCUCCAUCCUCUGGGUGGCUCUCUCGAUCUUGUUUUGCCUUCAGUACCUCGGCAUCCGCAUCUUCCUGCGCUUCCAGUACAAACUCUCCAUCAUCCUGCUCUUGCUGGGGCGGAGGCGGGUGGACUUCAGCCUCAUGAAUGAACUGCUCAUCUACGGGAUUCAUGUGACCAUGCUGCUGGUGGGAGGGCUGGGCUGGUGUUUCAUGGUCUUUGUGGAUAUGUAAAUAAAACCAAGCGCAUGUGGGA